Thlaspi arvense is the source of this 630-nucleotide messenger RNA. Lineage: Eukaryota; Viridiplantae; Streptophyta; Magnoliopsida; Brassicales; Brassicaceae. The record is from the annotation of a GenBank genome assembly.
AUGGAGAUGCAUUUUCAUGGAGUUUUGUAUGUGUUCGUUAUCACAUUUUCUCUGAUAAAUCUUGUUCAAGCGCAGGAGCAAAAAGGAUUCAUCACUUUGGAUUGCGGUUUAUUACCUGAUGGAUCUCCAUACGUUGAUCCAUCUACCGGAUUAACAUUCACCACAGAUUCUAGUUUCGUAGAAAGUGGAAAGAACGGUCGAGUUGAUAAGGAGUCUGAGCGAAACUUUGCAAAGGCGUUUGUAACGCUGAGAUACUUUCCAGAUGGAGAACGCAAUUGCUAUAACGUGAAGGUCACGCGAGGAAUAAAUUAUCUGAUUAGGGCUUCCUUCUUUUAUGGGAAUUAUGACGGUCGUAAUAUUAUCCCAAACUUUGAUCUGUUUCUUGGCCCUAAUAAGUGGACAACGGUAAAUUUGAAUGCUACCGGAGGUGGUAAGUACGAGGAGAUUAUUCACAUGUCUAGGUUAAGCUCUUUGCAGAUCUGUCUUGUUAAGAUUGGAACCACUACGCCGAUGAUUUCGGCCUUGGAGCUACGGCCAUUGAGAAGUGAUGUAUACGUAAGUGGCGUUGGGAGCUCCUUGAAGUUCUUAUCCAGAAGUUAUCAUAGUGGCUCAGGCGGCAUUUUACGGUAA